This is a messenger RNA of Microtus ochrogaster (prairie vole), 2928 nucleotides long. It is a transcript of the gene Kif18b, whose product is annotated as kinesin family member 18B. The record is from RefSeq and is a predicted model, not a curated record. Gene Ontology annotation, molecular function: microtubule motor activity; microtubule binding; ATP binding. Gene Ontology annotation, biological process: microtubule-based movement. NCBI's taxonomy places the organism in Eukaryota, Metazoa, Chordata, Mammalia, Rodentia, Cricetidae.
AUGGUGAUGGCUGUGGAAGACAGCGUGGUUCGGGUGGUCGUGCGGGUGAGGCCUCCCACCCCUAAGGAGCUAGAGAGUCAGCGGCGGCCUGUGAUUCAGGUGGUAGAUGAGCGGGUAUUGGUGUUUGACCCCGAGGAGUGUGACGGGGGAUUUCCUGGCCUAAAAUGGAGUGGCUCCCACAAUGGCCCCAAGAAGAAGGGCAAAGAUCUGACAUUUGUCUUUGACCGGGUCUUUGGUGAAGUGGCCACUCAACAAGAUGUGUUCCAGCACACAACACACAGCAUCCUUGACAGCUUUCUCCAGGGCUACAACUGCUCAGUGUUUGCCUAUGGGGCCACUGGGGCCGGGAAGACACACACCAUGCUGGGAAGGGAGGGAGACCCUGGCAUCAUGUACCUGACCACCAUGGAGCUCUAUAGGCGUCUCGAAGCCCGCCAGGAAGAAAAACAGUUCGAGGUGCUCAUCAGUUACCUGGAAGUGUAUAACGAGCAGAUCCAUGACCUCCUGGAGCCCAAAGGACCCCUCACCAUUCGUGAGGACCCUGAUAAGGGAGUGGUGGUGCCAGGACUCUCUUUCCACCAGCCAGACUCAGCUGCACAGUUACUGGAGAUGCUGACCAGAGGCAACUGUAGCCGCACACAGCAUCCCACGGAUGCCAACGCCACGUCUUCCCGCUCUCAUGCCAUCUUCCAGAUCUUUGUGAAACAGCGGGACCGGGUUCCAGGGCUGACCCAGGCCAUUCAAGUAGCCAAGAUGAGCCUGAUUGACCUGGCUGGCUCAGAGCGGGCAUCUAGCACCCAUGCCAAAGGAGAGCGGCUACGGGAGGGUGCCAACAUCAACCGCUCUCUGUUGGCACUCAUCAAUGUACUCAACGCCCUGGCCGAUGCAAAGGGUCGCAAGUCGCAUGUGCCCUACCGAGACAGCAAACUGACACGCUUGCUCAAGGAUUCCAUUGGGGGCAACUGCCGCACUGUGAUGAUUGCUGCGGUCAGCCCUUCCAGCCUGACCUAUGAGGAUACCUACAACACCCUCAAAUAUGCUGACCGUGCCAAGGAAAUCAAACUCACGCUGAAGAGCAACGUGAUCAGCCUGGACCAUCACAUCAGCCAGUAUGCUACCAUCUGCCAGCAGCUCCAGGCUGAGGUGGCGGCCCUGAGGGAAAAGCUCCAGGUGUAUGAGGCAGGAGCCCAGGCCCUGCAGCAGAACUCCCCACAGCAUCCCAAGUUGAGCAUACCACAACACCUUCCCAGCUCCCCAUUACAGCCUGGGCGCUCCAGCCAGUCCUACACCCCAGAACUCCAUGCACAGUGUGGAACCCUUCAAGAGGGGAGCCUGGAGGCAGAGGCUCCGGACCAGAAGGUUUUGGAGGACAAUACUUCCGAGCAGGAGCGGUCCCCACAGGACAAGCAGUUUCCAGACCAGAUGCCAGAGCCGAACCUGCCAGGGUCCCCUAGUCUGACUUUGCAGCCGAAGCCCGUCAUGAGUCAACACUCACCACGGAAACUGGACGGGAACCACUUUAAGCAGUUGGCCCUCCGGGUGCUAUGCCUGGCACAGCGACAAUACUCCCUGCUGCAGGCAGCCAACCUCCUGACACCUGACAUGAUCUCAGAAUUCGAGACCCUACAGCAGUUGGUUCACCAGGAAAACACCGAACUUGGGACUCAGAGCCCCAGGACUUCUGGUCAGGCGAGGGGGAGCCCUCUGGCUCAGGAGUUGUAUUUGGAGUCCAAGUCUUCAGGAUACUGUGGUCCUGUGACCCGGACCAUGGCAAAGCAACUGAAUGGCCUCACACACACUCUGGGAAUCCCGCUUGGACCUGACCGCACCUCAGAUAAGACAUUCCAAAAGCCUGCCGAGGAGAAGAAGAAGAAAAGGAAACUAAAUCCUAGAGAGCCAGGCAGUCCUCCAGACCCUAACCAGGAGACUAAGCGCCAGCGCCAGUCCUUCCUUCCCUGCCUGAGGAGAGGCUCUCUACCUAAGGCCCAGCCUUCCUCUGAACCCAGAACUCCCAAAGGAGAAAGGGCCUCCUCCCCCUCCUCUCGAGUCUGCCCAUCUACAGUCAUUAAAAACCGGGCGCCCCUGGGCCCUUCUGCCUUACAGAACUGCUCCACUCCUCUUACCCUACCCACUCGUGACCUCAACACCACCUUCAAUGUCUAUGAGGAGUCCCCCCUCAAACCCAGCUCCCAUGAAUGUGUUGGCUGGGAGGAAGUCCCCCAGCAGCUGAACAGGACAGAUCAGCCCUUCAUCCCCAGUGCACCUGUGUUCCUGUUCACCAUGAAGGGCCCCAAGUCUUCUCUACCUACGACCACUGCCGGCAAGAAGAGGCAGACUGUGAGGACUUCAGUUUCCCGAGGCCGCAGCUGCAUUGCCCGCCUCCCCAGUAGCACUUUGAAGAAGGCAGACAGAACCUUCACAGUCCCAGAACCACCCUUGAGUCCCCAGUGCCUUGGCGACCAGAGAACUCACAAGGGACUGAGUGGGGUGACAGAGUGCUGUUAACUGACCGUGAGGCCUCCAAGUUCGUCCCGAUCCGCCAACACCUCUAGGCUGACAGCCUUCUCUGGAGCUGCCAAUACCAUGAGCCCCUGACCUGCCCUCCUGACCUUGGAACAAUUAACACAUGCCUUUUCGGUAUUAACACCCCUCCCCAACCAUCCAUCUGCCGUUUGCCUUCUCUAUUAAUCUCUGUUACACUCAACUUCUUGUAUCGUUUGUGAGUAUUAAACGUGUGGCUAUGUUACAGGAUCCUGCCAGCUUUCUAAUUCACAGAGCUUCCAUACGAGCAGGGAGCUCUUGCACUCUGUUCUCUACCCCUAAUGCUCGUAUCUGACAACAGGCUCUGCAUAGUGGUGGCCUCUACACAGCAAAGACGGAUGAGGACCAAGGGGGGAUUUGCUGACAAGUCUGGCAUCUUCAACCCCU